Emiliania huxleyi CCMP1516 is the source of this 2763-nucleotide messenger RNA. RefSeq lists its product as hypothetical. Lineage: Eukaryota; Haptophyta; Isochrysidales; Noelaerhabdaceae. The transcript is spliced from 4 exons. Bases 1 to 2763 code for a protein of 920 amino acids. The record is from RefSeq and is a predicted model, not a curated record.
AUGGCAAACCCCUUCACCGCGGAGCAGGCGCUGCUCUCGUCGCUCGCGGCGGAACGGAUAUCGGCGCGCAAGGAGGCGGCCGCGGCGGCGCCUCCUCGACCUGCGGGAGCGGGCCUCCGCUUCCGAGCCAUCCCGCCGCUUAGCGAGCGGCAGCUUGCGACGGGCGAGGUGGCCUCACUGCCCGGGUACGGGAGGCAUGCCCUCGCCGUGUCGUCGACGGGUCACGCCGGUAUUAAGGAGAUGCAGCUGGCGCGGAAGGCGCGGCAUGAGGCUGAGCUCGAGGCGUACCAUCGCCGGCGGACGGGAGUGGAGGUCGACCUCGAGGCGCGCACGGGAAAAGCGGGGCGCAAUUACCGCAAGCUCGUCGCACUCGCCGAUGAGGAGCUCGAGCUCUCAUUCGACGAGCUCGGCGACGCGUUCCUUCUCGACAUGGAGCUCAACGAGGUGCGCGACGCGUGGAGACAGAUCGACGAGCAGGGAUCGAGGCGGAGCGGCUGGACGGCGCAGCUCAAGGCGGACCUCGACGGCAUCGAGGGCGAGCGCCGCUCCAUCUGCGCGGCCGAGCUAGCGCGCCUGCUCGACGCACUGCUCGGGAUCGCACACUUGCUUCCCAACGACCUCGAGCGGCUGGUCGAGGAGCUGACGCACGAGACAAACCUGCUCAUCCUCUCCAACCGCGACGUCCACGCGACGCUGGUUGCACGCCUCGAGCAGCGGGAGGUGAAGCAGCAGCGCGAGCGAAGGGAGCGGUGGGAGCAGCGGCUCCUCGCAUGGCGACAACUGCGCCACGCCCACGCGGUGGCCUGCUACCAGCAGGCGCUGCAUGCUCCGCACGUCGUCUCGCCGCCGGAGCGCGCCGAGGCCCUUGCCGACCUCUCGGCAGCGCAGCGGGCGGCGCAGGCGCGGCGAGAGGCGCUGCUCGAGGGCCUCGCCGCCCUCGAGCCACCGGACCUCGAUGAGCGUGCGGCGGUGGCCGUUGCAGCCCAGCUCAGCGCCGUCAGCGAGGAGGAGGCGCAAGCUGAGGAGGCGCGCGUCGAGCAGCUGAUGGCGGCCGAUGCGGAGCUUGAGGGCACGCUGCGAGAGGGGCUCGAGUUUCUGCGCGGCCGCCUGCUCCAUUUCGGCGCCGCGAGCGACGAGGCGGUGGAGGCGCAGAUCGCCGCCACCGUCGAGCCGCUUCUGGCGCGCCGGCGAUCGGAGGCGCUCCGCUUCGUCGCCGCCACCCAGCGGGCCCUCCAACGGCGCAGGCGCCGGGUCCACGAGCGCGCGCUCGCACUCGCCGCAACGGUGGGCAGAGUGGGCCGCGUCUUCGACGACCACGCGGCGGAGAUCACCGAGCUGUACUCAUCGCUGCGAUGCGACAUAGCCACUUGCCGGCGAGAGCACGAGCAGCGCGACCGCAGCAGCGAGGAGGCCCUGGAUGAGAGCUUGCUGGCGCUACGCCGCGCCGCGGACAAGGAGGAGUGCAGCUUGCACGCGGCCGCGGCUACUGAGACGCUGAGCGCGAUUGCGGAGGGGUACCGCGUCUUGCACGCCGAGACGCUCGAUGUGGUCGCGCGCCACCCGUCGGCCGUGGGUUCCGCGCUCUCAAAGUUGCAUGCCCGCCUCUGCGACUCACUCCGCCUCAAAGCUUGCGCGGAGGGCUCGAACGAGGAGGAUCUCGAAGCCUUCUUUGGGCUUCGCUUCCCCGACCGGCUCGUCGCAGCGGAGCUGCUCGAGCAGGAGGAGCGUGGGAUCGCGGCGCUCGAACGGCCCGCGGCGGUCGAGGGGCGUCACCUCCUCGUCAGGACCGAGGGAGGGGUCACCUACGAGAUGCUCGAGACGACUCUGGCGGCGGCCGGGAUCGAAGCGGCCUCGUCGGCUCCCGAAGGGAGAGCGGCUGUCGUCCUGGCCGAUGGGUCGGCUGGCGAUGUGCCUCCCGAUCUCGAGCGGCGGCUGCUGCUAGGGCUGGCCGGGCGCUGCCUGUCCUACCAAGAGGUGCACGCCACCUCGAUGGCCGAACGGGCCGGCGACGAGGAGCGCGAGCUCGUGGCGCAGAUGACGCUCGAGCUCGACGAGCGGCUCAUGGCGCACCAGCCUCGCCUCGGCCGCGUCGAAACCGACAUCUUUGCCGCGCGCAACGAUGAGCUGCUCGCCCACCGCGAGCGGUUCAUGCGGCACGCCAAGGCGCUCCGCGCGAGGCGCGCCGCCGCUUGGCGGGCGAUCGAUUCGGGGCUCGCCUCUUGGAGCGGCCUCGAGGCGGCGCACCUUGAGCGGAUGCGAGCCCUUCGCGCCGCGCUGUACGACGAGAGGAGCACACACGCGCCCACGCUCCACCGGCUGGAGAGGGAGGCCGAGUCGGCACAGGAGGGCUACCUGCAAGGCGUCGACGCGCGGCGGGGCGGCCUCCUGCAGAGCAUCGACGCGGUGGUGGCAGCCCACCGCGAGAGCAACGCCGAGUUCGAGGCGACGUGGAGGAGUUUCCACGAGGGAGGCAACUUCAACGCCGACGAGCGCAGCCGAUUCCGCUCACGCCUCGAGGAGCAGGCGGCUCUGGCCGAGGACGAGGCCGCGAAGCAGCGCUCCCGUGUCGAGACGGCGCACGAGGAGCGAGUCGCCGCGGCGGCCGCCGCGAUGGAGACUUUCGCGGAGGCGCGCGCGCUCAACCUCGAGGACGCCAUCCGGGCAUUGGGCGAGCUGCUCGUCCGCGAGGCAGCCGGUGGUGAUGAGCCGCGGGUCUCUGCGGCAGCGGCCGCUGCCGAGGCGGCGCUGGGCGGCUGCGCCUGA